AAAUAGACCAUCAUCUGACAGGCAUUUUUAAUAGCAGAGAAUACAUUAUAAAUGAAAAAGUACAAAAAAAGUUUGUUUCGAUAUUGCUUCGUUUUUCUCUCUCUAUAUUACGGUUCCUUGAAAUUGGCCCCUUUCCUGUUGGAAAGUUUAUAUUACCAUUCAUGAGGUCAUUGCUUUCCUGUAAUUUAGUAUGUGAGCCUUGUGGGAUAUGUGUGUGUGUGUAUGUGUGUGUGUGUGUGUGUGUGUGUGUAGGGGGAGUUGAUUAGUUGGUCACUUCCUUCCUUUACCUCCAUCUGGACAAAUGCAGCAGCAGCAUAAAGGAAAACCUGUUAAAUUAUUGAGAAUAGGAAAAGAAAGUGAGAUAAAGAGCAGGCUGAUGGACUCCCUGCAACUGACAACAAUUUGAACAAGCAGUUUUCACACAAGCCAUGACUUUGUCUGUACAGAGGAAAUAAAACCGACUUGGGAGGAACGUUGACCAACACCGUUACAGUCAGACAUGUGUUACUAUCUCCUCAGAACAAUCAGCUGUCUCUGCCUUCUUCAUACUGGUCUCCAUGCUGAAGAAUGCAGCCAGGGUGUUCUGGCAGAACGUGAGACAUUGUAUGUACCAGCAGGGGGCAGUCUGUCUUUGUCCUGUGUGGUCCAGCACUGUGGAGGCGCCUGGACGGGAAAAUGGAUUCGGACAAAUUCAACAAAUGAGAAGCUAAGUGUGAGGCACCAUCUGACCAAUGUGAUUCUCUCAGCCAAUAAAACUCAACUAAUUUUGAAUUUCCUGAGUGUCAAACAAUCAGACGAAGGUUCUUAUGGAUGCAGUGUAAAAUGGGGCCAAGGUGAUACUGAUCAGGGACAUUUCAAGUAUGUGAACGUCACUGCAGCUGUCCCCUUCCAGAGGAGUGUAUUACACAGGGUUUUGGUCUGUGCCGGUGCUUCUCUUUGUCUUCCCAUCAUUCUGGGAUUGGCUCACUGUCUAAGUUCAAAAGUCAAGCCUCAGCCACUUCCCAGGACGCUGUCCAUUCCUUCAGCUGUAUACAGAGACCAACCACACCCAGCUCCACAGCCUCCACUUCGAUGCCCCAUACCCCAGAAACGUAGCACUUCCUUUCACAAAGCUGUCCCCAAGUCUAUGCAGAAGAUUGAGGUGGUGUAUGCAGACAUUUCCCAGGAUGCACUGAGACAACAGGGAGCCACCAGAGAGCCUGACCAGUCCACUGUGUACUCAUCCGUCAGAUUUUCCUGACUGCUGUCGAAGCAGUGAAGGUGCUCUUUGUGCAUUCGCUGGUGCUUUGCGGUAGCCCUCCUCCACUCACGCUGGCGGGCACCCCACCUCCUACCCCGGGGCUCCUGUGACGGUGGGACCCCACCAUGGUCUCCAUGGAGUGGCUCCUGACACGCAUGGCUCUCUGGAGUAUGGAGAAGAAAUGGAGAGUGAGUGGAUAAGGGAGAGGAGGAGACCAUGGAGCACAGAGGAGAAGGGAAGAAGCAGAUGGGUAAAGGAAAAGUCAGCGACAGGGACCGUAUACGUGGAAGGACAGAGAGGGGAAUGGGUGUGAACAUAAAGAUACAGAACAAAAGUGAGUUUUUAUCAUCUUAAAUGCAGGAUUAUUUUAAUGUAUGAAUUAACAUUUAGGUUCAUAGAUGCUAUUGCACAAUGCAACCACCAGGGGAUUCAGUUCUCCAUUA
Molecule: messenger RNA, 1683 nt
Organism: Perca flavescens (yellow perch)
Lineage: Eukaryota; Metazoa; Chordata; Actinopteri; Perciformes; Percidae
Exons: 6
Coding region: 500-1240 (246 amino acids)
Source: RefSeq, a predicted model, not a curated record